Messenger RNA from Pimephales promelas (fathead minnow), 3190 nucleotides. The record is from RefSeq and is a predicted model, not a curated record. NCBI's taxonomy places the organism in Eukaryota, Metazoa, Chordata, Actinopteri, Cypriniformes, Leuciscidae.
UGUGAACACACCCUAACAUUAAUCAGGCUAGUAUUAGGUUUUGCUGUGUGACACUUUACUGGUGUAUCUUAACAGCCUUUUUUCCAGCAUGAUAGAUAUGGCUGUAUAUGAGAUUCUGGCCACAUCGCCCACCCAUAGGUCUAGCCAUGAUGACCCGCUGCACUGAACAUUUCAUCAUCUGUAUUUACACAAUCAUGAAGUUAAGCGACGGUCGGCUGUUUCAUAGUGUUCUGUAUUGUUUCUGUUCACAUGCAGCCCGGAGCUAUGGGAGACGACGAGGACGCUCCUCCCUCUUCCCCAUCGACGACGGUCUCCUGGACGACGGCCAUGGCAACCAGGGGGUCCCGGGGGUCCUGGGGUCUCCUCACUGUUACCCCCAUCAGAACGGGGAGCGCAUCGAGAGGUUCUCCCGCAAAGUGUUUGUGGGCGGCCUGCCCCCUGACAUCGACGAGGAUGAAAUCACAAGCAGUUUUCGGCGCUUCGGUCACCUGGUUGUUGAUUGGCCGCACAAAGCGGAGAGCAAGUCUUACUUCCCUCCUAAAGGUUACGCCUUCCUCCUGUUUCAAGAGGAGAGCUCAGUGCAGGCCCUGAUCGAAGCCUGUCUGGAGGAGGAUGGCAAACUCUACCUGUGUGUGUCCAGCCCCACCAUCAAAGACAAGCCUGUCCAGAUUCGUCCGUGGAACCUGAGUGACAGUGAUUUCGUGAUGGACGGAUCUCAGCCGCUGGAUCCACGCAAAACCAUCUUUGUGGGAGGAGUGCCUCGUCCACUGAGAGCGGUGGAGCUGGCCAUGAUCAUGGACCGCUUGUAUGGCGGCGUGUGUUACGCGGGCAUCGACACGGAUCCCGAGCUGAAGUACCCAAAGGGGGCGGGGCGUGUGGCCUUCUCCAAUCAGCAGAGCUACAUCGCCGCCAUCAGCGCCCGGUUCGUCCAGCUGCAGCACGGAGACAUCGACAAACGGGUGGAGGUGAAGCCGUACGUGCUGGACGACCAGCUGUGCGACGAGUGCCAGGGAGCGCGCUGCGGAGGAAAGUUCGCCCCGUUUUUCUGCGCCAACGUCACCUGCCUGCAGUAUUACUGCGAGUUCUGCUGGGCGAACAUCCACUCCCGCGCCGGACGCGAGUUUCACAAGCCGCUGGUCAAAGAGGGAGCCGACCGUCCCCGCCAGAUCCACUUCCGCUGGAACUAAAGACGGGCGUCCCCGGAGAGCAUGCGAGACGAAGCGGAAACAUCGCGUCUGCUACGGGGGGGAAAAAAAAAGAUGCUUAGUUCGACCCCCCGAACCCAAGCUGUCAGUAUAGAGUAAUUAACCGUAUACAGUAUAUAGAGAAUAUAUAUAUGUCUAUAAAUAUAUAAAUAUAUCUUUAUCUUUUGUAGCAGCCAGAAACACUACAAGCCUCAGUUUAUUUCACCAAACCACUUCUUUCUCCUCCCUCCCUCACUGCACAUCUCAGGCUCGGAACAGAGUUUUUUUUGUGGUACCUUCGUGUUUUUUAAAAAGGAGAUUGAGAAAAAGAAAAAAAAGAGAUUGAUUUUUUGUAGUUUUUUCAAAUUAUUUUUAUAUGUGAGAUUUAAAAAAAGUAGAAACGAGAAUGUUUUUUCGCUUGGGGGGGCAGCCUGUCCGUUGUGUUCAUUCGUUGUGUCCGUCGCGUGUCCGUCUGCUGCUAAAUCCCCCCCUAGUGGGCAAAGUGCGCAAUUGUCUCUCGAUGACGUAAUCUCUGAUGCCUGCCCUGGAUCUCGAACCAAAGGUAGCGAAACGCGCGGCCUGAAAACGAGACGUUUGCCGCCGAAUACUAAAAAAGGAGUAAUAUUUCCCCCCUUCCCCCAUUGUUUUCACUCCAACGUGCUCUUAGCAGGAAUAGGAAUGAUUCAAUAAUGAAUUACUGAGACUUUCCAUUUUCCACUGGCAAAAAAAAAACAACAACAAACAAACAAGAAAAGACAAUACCUCAGAAUAUUAAUCUGGCUUGUUGUUGCUCUACUCUUGCAAUUUAAUCACAAGCUAUAGAAGAAGCUUUGCUGCUAUAUAGGAUGUAACGAAUAGAUAGUGUCGGUGUUCUAUGAAAUGCCAUUGUGACGUCACUGGCGAUGUCGCACACAGAAAUGCAGUCGCACGACAUGGCCGACCGGCGCCAUGGAAACACAGAAUGUGGAAUCUUCCGUGCAUGUUUGUGGCUGUACAUCAUUUGCAUGCCGUGUAAAGGUUACCAGCACAUAUAAGAAAGAUGCAUAUUAACGAUACACAGAGGAAUUUAUGUAGCAUGAGGCGGAAAUUAAAAAGGUCAGACUCUUAGAUAAUCAAUACUAAUAACGAAAGGAAAAAAAAAACAGUGUAAAAUUCUUCGUAAACCUUUGCAUGCGUUGUUGUGAUGAUUCCUUUACGAACUUAUUACGAGAGAAGUGACGUUAGUUUUUAGAGUAGUGAGCUCUGCCAUUUUGUAACUCGAUAAUUAGUCAAGAGACGGUGUGCUGUCCCGUGGUUUUCGUGUCUUGUCUUCGUGCAGUGUGAGUCUAGUUAUGAAUUGAGGUUUCAGUUCGAUUUAAACUCUACGAUCUAGAGGAUCGACAUUUAACCUUUGCCCUUCCUGAACACCCCUGAAUUCCACCCCUCGUAUUACAGUAGUCGCUGGAGCGCAGGACGAGAGCUCUUCUCUGGUUGGUAGGAACUGGCGAAGGAAUUGUAGCUGUGGUCGUUCGUUGUCUGUGCGUCUCCACGUUUCGUAGUUUAUUCUCCGGACGAAAAAAGUAUGGAAGCUUGUUUCCGCCACAGAAUAAAAAAAGGUAAUUGCGACGAAUUUUUUUUUCUCGCACUUGCGCGACAUAAACUCACAAUCGCGAGAUUUACUAGGAUAGGAUAGUUUUGACAAUCGUUUGUGAAAUUGUGCGUUCAAGCGCAAGAAGACGUGAAAGAGAGUUUAAUUGGAUGUGCAGUUGGCGCAGACGAAAUUUCUCACACAGUUUGCGCUAGUUAUCUUCUUGCGCUUGAAUAUUUAAAUUAGCAAGGCUAACGACUGGUCCGAUUGGGCCGUGGCAGUUCUGUCAACGGGCCUCUCGCUUUCUCUGACGGUGAGCACUAGAGGGCGCACUGUGCGUCAAGUAGAAAGUAUAUUUAGUUUUUUUACGUGUCGAACGCACAGCCUUGCUAUUUCUUUUGACUCGUACACGGCGUUCGGCGCAUGCAGUUUUGCGCAA